GGGGCACCAGACUGACUCUGGAGCAAGGGGCGCGGGCCGGGGCGGAGGGCUCUGCUGGAGAGCGAGCAGGACCCGGCCUGAGGCCCCACCCCUGCUUGGGGCCGAGGGUGGGGGGACGGAAGGCUGGGUCUGGGGGCCCCGCAGGGUUCGACUUUCCCGCCUCAGGUUUCCCGAGCGCCAGCAACGCACUAGGCGCCCUGCAGCAGAAGUGGGCAGCGCCUGUCCUGGGCUCCGCACGUGGGGCGCGCUGACCUAGUGUUCACUUUUGUUACCUGCCUUCUUCCUAGGGUCAGCAAUGCAGCUGAGCGGCCGCGAAGCAACAAGGCUCUGCCUGUCGCCGGGCCUCAGUUUCCCCUUUGUACCACAAAAGGGUCACCAAAGUAACCUCACGCGCGUGGAGAAGCCAUGGUGGUGCACUUGGCCCACCCGGCGGAGAUUUUCUCCGAAGCGCCUCGGUGCUUCCUGCUGGCGACAGGGCCGGGCUGGCGGUCCCCAAGCAAUUACGAUAUGAAGCAACUGAACAGACCAGCAAAACUGCAAAUCUUGCAAAAAGUGUGGGGUUUCGUGAAGUUGGCAUGACGCGGUACAAAUGAAGCCGCAGCUGACCACAGAGGAAGAGAACAUCACUUAGAAAUGAUCGCGUCCUUCCAGAGAGAACUGACUACCAAAGGAUUCCAAAGCUGAGGAAAUGCUCAGGGGGCGCUUAUGGAUCAGACUUACCCAGAGUCCCAUGGCUGGGGAGUCAGAGACAGCACAGCCUUCUCAGCGGAAGCAGGACAGGAGCUGCCCCAUGGGCCCCUGAGGGAUGGAGAACUGGGGUCCUGCCCAGCACACACGUGUGUCGCAGCUAGGACAGAGCAGAGAGCCCGAGCGCCUCUGCAAGGUUCAGCUACCCCCCGGAAGUGCUGCAGGCACCAGGUAAGGGUGAGAGCAAGAGAUGUCCUGCCCAGCUACCAGUUCAGAGGAAGCAAAAGGGCUGCUGAUGGGGAAAGAAGAAGUGAAGCGACGGUGACAGCGACGCAGCAGCCGGACAGCAGCGGCCCCGCAGGGCGGAAGCCGGUUCCCAGAAGAGACCGGGUACAAGGCAUGGAUUGCCGGGGGGCCUUUUUCCUCUGCCUGUGCUUCAUGACUUCUCAGAGUGAGACAAUGGACACAUCCCAAGAACCCCUGCGAUGCAUGAAGAAACUGGAGACCAUAUCCAAAGGCCGCAGACCGGCUUCUCUUCCUGACAACAUCCGGGAACUGGAGAACAGCCUGUUGAACGCCAGCUUCAGGGGCAACAACCUGACCUUGCAGACACGCUCUAUCCAGUCACUGAUCUUCAAGCUGGGCUGCGGCUUCGCAGGCCUCUCACUGAACAGCACCACCAUGGAGCAGUACUCCCAGGCUGGGGUCUCCCACGCCAUGUACUUCCCGGCAGAGCUGACCAAGGACACCUGCAGGGCCCGCCCCAGGGAGCUGCGUCUCAUCUGCAUCUACUUCUCCACAGCCUACUUUUUCCAGAAUGCCAACUCACUUGUGCUCAAUAACUACGUCUUGGGGGCCCAGCUGGGUCAGGGACACGUGAGCAACCUCAACGAGCCUAUCAGCAUCAGCUUCCAGCACAACCAGAGUCUGGAAGGCUACAAGGUGACCUGUGUCUUCUGGAAGGAAGGAGCCAGUAAACGUUACUGGGGGGUCUGGAGCCCUGAGGGCUGUCGCACAGAGCAGCUCUCACCUUCCAGGGUGCUCUGCCGCUGCAAUCACCUCAGCUACUUUGCUGUUCUCAUGCAGCUGUCCCAAGCCCCGGUCCCCAGAGAGCUGCUGGUGCCUCUCAUAUACAUCUCCCUGGUGGGCUGCAGUAUCUCCAUUGUGUCCUCGAUUCUCACUGUCCUGCUGCACUUCCAAGCCAGGAAGCAGGGCGACUCCAUGACACGCAUACACAUGAACCUGCACGCCUCCGUGCUGCUCCUGAAUGUCGCCUUCCUGCUGAGUCCUCUGCCGGCCACACCCCCUGUGCCUGGGUCAGCGUGCACAGCAGUGGCUGCCAUCCUGCACUUCGCACUGCUCAGCUGCCUCACCUGGACGGCCAUCGAAGGCUUCAAUCUCUACCUGCUCCUUGGGCGCGUCUACAACAUCUACAUCCGCCGAUACUUGCUCAAGCUCUGUGCAGUGGGCUGGGGGGUCCCAGCCCUGCUGGUCCUGCUCCUUGUUGUUGAGAGCUCAGCAUAUGGACCCUGCACAAUUCCAGUCUCCGGCAGCCAAGAAAAUGGCACGGGCUUCCAGAACAUGUCCAUGUGCUGGGUGCAGAACCGCUGGGUGCACAGUAUCUUGGUCAUGGGCUACGGCGGCCUCACGUCUCUUUUCAACCUGGUGGUGCUGGUCUGGGCGUUGCGGGUGCUGCAGCGGCUGCGGGCCCGGGACAGGGCGCUGAACCCGCGGGCCUGCCGGGACAGCGUCACCGUGCUGGGCCUCACCGUGCUGCUGGGCACCACCUGGGCCUUGGCUUUCUUCUCCUUUGAUGUCUUCCUGCUGCCCCAGCUCUUCCUCUUCACCACGUUCAACUCGCUGUAUGGUUUCUUCCUCUUCCUGUGGUUCUGCUCCCAGAGACACCACUCUGAGGCAGAGAUGGAGACAGAGAUGGAGGGGUUCAGCUCCUCCCAGACGAUGCUGUAGUCUGGGCCUCCUCGCCCGGAAGCCCUCGCCUCUCUGGCCACCUGUAGCCCGAGGCUCUGGGCUCCCCCAGAGAAGGUGGCAGGCCAGCUGCUGGACACCAGGGACCCCUGUGGCCUCCAGGGAGGCUUUUCUACCUCCGUGGCUUCCCGAGGCCCAGAGGGCAGUGCGCUGCUCUGCCUCCCCUGGCUUCCUGGGGAUGGGAAGGCAGAGCCUCUUUCCUCGCCUCCUGAGGCAGGUGGCCCGUGGCCAGGUGGCCCUCUGAUAAUUGGGUAGGUUUGAAUUGCCCCUGGUAGGCGUGACCGUAUGGAGUCUAAAACGAAGCCCAGGCUACAAUUGUGGAGAAUGAGCAUUGCCCUCGACCUCUGUCCGAGCAAGAGGGAGAGGGCUCCUAAAGCCAGCUCCAUUCCUGGCUUGCACACCAGGGGGAGCUGUUGGCCUGUGCACGGAAGCCAUUGGCUCCCCGAAUCCUAUCUGGAAAUACUGCCGCCUGUCUGGGGACAUGACACACCAGAUGGAGGGGGUCUGGCUUCUGGGACUGCUCCUGCUGAGUGACUGAAGAAAGGAUUCUCGCACUGUUUGCACACCCAUUUCUCUUUUCCCAACGCAGCUGUUCGCUCUGGGUCCUGGGGUCUUGGGCAUCCAUGGCGCUAGAGCAGGUGGGCUGGGGGAGGCACUCAGAGCCCCGCUGCAGGCCAUCAGACAGGUAAUAACGACUUUGGAUGGCAUGGCGAGAGUCCUGGAGCCAGAUCCCUUUUCUCCUGGGGGUGGGGGCAGGGAUCCUCUGCUCUCUGUUUAUUUCUGGAUGCCCAUAGCCCUUGGCCAGCUGGUGAGUGCUGUAGGCUCUGGAACCCGACUGCCUGGGUUCAAAUGGCCUUACCAUUUGCUAGCUGUGUAACUGUGGACAGACCACUCAAGCUCUCUGUGCCUUAGUUUUCCCAUCUGUAGAGUAGGGGCUGUUGUGGUGCUGAUUUUGAAGAUGAAAAAAAGAAUCCAUAUAAAGAGGCUUAGCAAGUAGGAAGUGCUCAAUAAAUCAUUAUUAUUGUUA
Lutra lutra (Eurasian river otter) is the source of this 3700-nucleotide messenger RNA. RefSeq names its product adhesion G protein-coupled receptor G5 (gene ADGRG5). Gene Ontology annotation, molecular function: G protein-coupled receptor activity. Gene Ontology annotation, biological process: cell surface receptor signaling pathway; adenylate cyclase-activating G protein-coupled receptor signaling pathway. Lineage: Eukaryota; Metazoa; Chordata; Mammalia; Carnivora; Mustelidae. Gene Ontology annotation, cellular component: membrane. The coding region runs from base 706 to 2655 and encodes 649 amino acids. The transcript has 16 exons. The record is from RefSeq and is a predicted model, not a curated record.